Drosophila busckii is the source of this 2186-nucleotide messenger RNA. It is a transcript of the gene pita, whose product is annotated as zinc finger protein 19. Gene Ontology annotation, molecular function: zinc ion binding. The transcript is spliced from 3 exons. Gene Ontology annotation, cellular component: nucleus. Lineage: Eukaryota; Metazoa; Arthropoda; Insecta; Diptera; Drosophilidae. The record is from RefSeq and is a predicted model, not a curated record. Bases 120 to 2165 code for a protein of 681 amino acids.
AUCGCUUGUGUACGGUUUUCUUUCUGUGUUGCGCUUAAUUAAAUUGUUUUCUUUUCCAAUAACAACUUGCUUUGUGCGCUUUGUUCCUAAAGUUAAUCAACGUCAACAACAAUAGCAUAAUGGCUGCCCUUGGCAUAGUGCGCGAGGCAGAAUUGCGAAGAAAACAAAUUUGCCGAUUCUGCCUGACACAACAAGAAGGCAAUUUGGCCUCUAUGUAUGAAGAAAAUAAACGUGUAAAGGCGAGUGCAUCGCUGCCGCUUCAGAUAAUGGCAAUAACAUCAAUAGAGAUCAAUGACGAUGAUGGCAUGCCGCGUUAUAUUUGUUUGGACUGCCGCUUGCUUUUUGAGCACUGUUAUCGCUUCAAGCAAAUGUGCAAAAAUGGUGAAACACUGCUGCGUCAAUAUCCGCUUACAGGCAAAUGGCCAGAGCCGCUAAAGAAACCACGCGCACCACCUAUGGUCAACAAAAUUCAAUUAACCGCCCAGAAGACGCCGGCUGCAAGCGUUACACCGCCCAAGAAACUGCUCAACUCAGUAGCCAAGAUGAAUAAUGUUGACAUCCACAGCGUAGAGAUAAUGGAAGACAUCACUGUGACCAAAAUGCUGCUCAAUUCGCCCGUGAAAACCGAAAAGAAGAAGCCGCAGCCAAAAGCGCAAUCUUAUCAGCUUAAAGUCGACAACAAUCAGGAGCUGUCCAUGGAUGAUGUGCAGAAUUUAAUAGCCGACAUGGAGGAUGAGCUGGAGCCAUUAGACGAAAUAGAAAUUAAACCUGGCAAGCCCAAGGUAUUGAACAUCGCCUCCAUGCGACUUCUGAAUAAGGGCGCUAGUGAAACGGUUGAGCCUUGCCUGGCCACUCCACAAAUCAAACACUACGAGGAUGGCAAUGUCACCCUUAUAACAGAGCUUAUUGAUCCCAGCAAGAUGGAGCCUACGGAUCCAAAAAAGAAUGCCGAACCUGUGGAAACAAAUGUGUUUCCCUGUCCAGACUGCGAACGCUCGUUCCCCUUAUUGCAGUUGCUCGAUAUUCAUCGGGUGAAUCAUACGCGUGAGCGCUGCUUUCAGUGUACCGAGUGCGAAAAGAGCUUCUUCUCAAAAUACGAUCUGCAGAAGCACAGCUUUGUACACACAGGCGAGCGUCCAUACAAGUGCACUGUCUGCGAAAAGGCCUUCACCCGGCGUGCUCUGCUGCAUCGUCAUGAACGCACACACACGGAUGUGCCCAAGUUUAUUUGUGUCCAUUGCGAGAAACCAUUCUUAUCACGCGACGAGAUGGAGAAGCAUGCCGAGCGUCAUACAAAGAAGCGUCCCUUUCAGUGUGGAAUCUGCCAAAAGUCCUUUGCCUUCAAGCAGGGUCUAGAGCGCCAUGAGGUUAUACACGAAACGAAUUUGCCUUUCCCUUGUCAAUACUGCGAACGCAGCUUCGUUACUGCAGGAAAGCUGGCGCGUCAUCUGGUUGCACAUGCUGGCAAGCGUGUUUAUCCUUGCAAAUAUUGUGCCAAGUCCUAUUUGCUGUCGCAUCAUCUGUCACGUCAUUUGCGUACACAUAAGCAGGCAUCGACCAUCUCGUUUAUCUGCAGCAUAUGCAAGGAUACCCAUAAGACUUAUGACAGUCUGGUGGAUCAUUCAACCAUACAUGCCAGUAUCUCCCUGACUUGUCCAUUGUGCAAGGCUAAAUUGAAGGACUAUGAUUGUGUCGAUCCGCAUAUCCAGGCGCACAAGGAUAGCGAGCGCUUUGCCUGCGAAUUUUGCGAUUUUAUAUUCUUAACGACCUCUGAGCUGAAGAGGCACAUCGAGGAUGAUCAUGUGGUAGAUAUGGUGCCAUAUCAAAAUGAAGAGGAAGCGGAGGCGGAAGAAGCUCGUGAUAGCGGCGAAGAAACAAAUUUAUUAGCGGAGCUGCUGGGCGAUGAACUGGAUGACUUACCCUCGCCACCGCCAGUCAAAAGGCGCAGAUCUUUGGAAAAAGUUAAAGCGGAAAAGUCAAGUAAAUCCACACGCACAAGUAGAGCUACCAUUAAACAAGAAUCUAGCUCACCGGAAUCCUCGAAACCUGUUGUGAAGCGGGAGCGUGAGCGUGAGCGCAGGUCUGAUGAGGCUGCUAAGAAGCCAAGUAAUCGGACUGUAGAGGAGACACGUAAGAGACGUCAUGGCAGAAGCUCUGCUAAAUAACAUAAAGCUAGCCGAUCGGAA